Messenger RNA from Colletotrichum lupini, 420 nucleotides. RefSeq lists its product as uncharacterized. The transcript has a single exon. Lineage: Eukaryota; Fungi; Ascomycota; Sordariomycetes; Glomerellales; Glomerellaceae. The record is from RefSeq and is a predicted model, not a curated record. The coding region runs from base 1 to 420 and encodes 139 amino acids.
AUGGGAGCAACGGUUAACUUCAGACUGAUUAGAAUUAUGGAAUCGAGAGUACACAGGAGUUCGAAAAUCCAAGUGGAUCUAUACGACGGACCCCAAAGCCUCUCCACCUCUCUCCCAUCUCUCGUCUCUCGUUUUCUGUCUUGCUCUCGUGUCUCCCUGUGCGUAUGUCCAUUCACGCAAACUUUUCUCUUGCCCCCCUGCCCUUCCAAACCGCGUUGCUGCUGUAUGAACGAAUCCGUUUCAUCCCCUGAUCCCGUUUUGAACCCUCCCUCUACCAGUCUUGAACGCAAUCAUACCUCUUGGACGCCGGAAAACAGAGCAAGGGGAAGAAGAAUUGCUGUGUAUCCAGCACGACGAACGUCGAGAGAAAAAGGGGUGAAUGCGUCAAAAAAAGAAAAAAAAAGAAGAAAAAAGUCGUAA